AUGGCACCAACAUCACUUUUUGCCAUAGCUCUUGCCUUAGCCAUCUCCAUCCAAGGAACUCUAGGCGAGAUCAGAUGUGAGGACCUGAACGAGAACUCGUGCGCGUUCGCAGUAUCGUCCACGGGCAAACGGUGCGUGCUCGAGAGCCAUAGCUUUUUGCGCAAGCUCGGGACUCCGGACAGGUACACGUGUCGCACGUCCGACAUCAAGGCUUCCGACAGGCUUGUUAACUACAUCGAGUCCGAGGAGUGCAUCACCGCCUGUGGGGUCGACAAGGGGGCCCUCGGCAUCUCCUCCGACUCCCUACUCAACCACAACUUCAUCAACAAGUUUUGCUCCGCGUCGUGCUAUGACAAAUGUCACAACAUCGUUGAUCUCUACUUCAAUGUCGCAGCCGGUGAAGGUGUGUACAUCCCCAAAGUAUGCGAAAGGCACCGCUCGGGCGCACGUCGUGAGAUGAUGGAGGAAAAAUUCAACUCGGCGAAUAGACUUGCUUACGCACCAACUAGUCCAUCACAAGCUAAAGAUGUCCUUGCUGACGCACCCGGUCCUGAAGCCGCAGCCUACUCACCAACUACUAGUGAUCUAUCAGAAGCUAAAGAUUUCCUUGCCAACACACCCGGAGCCGCAACCUCCACACAAACUCCAAACGAUCUAUCAGAAGCUAAAGAUUUCUAUGCCAACACACCCGAAGCCGCAGCAUGCUCACCAGGUGCUAACGAUCCUUCACAAGCUAAAGAUUUCCUUGCAGACACAAAUGAUCCCGAAGCUGCAGCCCCGAACGCCUAUUGA
Messenger RNA from Striga hermonthica, 792 nucleotides. The record is from the annotation of a GenBank genome assembly. Lineage: Eukaryota; Viridiplantae; Streptophyta; Magnoliopsida; Lamiales; Orobanchaceae.